CCAGGUGGAGCCACUGGCUGGCGUCUUGUUGGUCACGUGGGGGUCUGAGGAACAGUAGAGAAAGUGGUAGCUACAUUCCCAUUAACCGCAAAUUCAUGGAAACAAGCAGCUGCACUGUGAUUUCUCCUCGACGAACGAUCAGAUGAAAUUACAUCAGUUUUUUCUUCCGUGGGGCAAAGUGCUUUAACGAAGACUGCUUUUAAGUCACAGCGGUCAGCAGUGAUUAAGAAAAGAAAUGCGACUGUUUACAGACAUUAUUUGGUGGAAAACAGGUUUACUCACUGUGACAUUUCGCGAUUUUUCCCUCAGCUGUAUUAUCUUGUCUUGAGGUGGCUGUCUUUUAGACACGGUGUUCCGUUGUCUCCGCAUCCUCUAGCAUGAACUUGUAGCGUUGACGCCAGUAUAAAAGCUACCUGCGAGGACGUGGGCAGUCCGCCAUGAAAAUGAUGCAUCAUGGAAUGUGAGCGUCUAAACUUUAAGCAACAAUUCCACGCCGCGGAGAGUAAAAACAUGGAGUUUUGGUUUCUCCAGCAAGGUCUGCGCUAUUCCGCAAUGGCUCGAUUUGAAGACGAACUGUCCGGCCGCUAUGGAGGCGGCUGCCCCGCGGCCCCUGCCAGGGGGGGCAGCCGGCAGCCGGGGCCUCCGGGUGGCCAGAGGAUGUACAAGCAGACGAUGGCCCAGAGAGCCAGGACCAUGGCCAUUUACAACCCAAUUCCAGUCAAACAGAACUGCCUCACCGUCAACCGCUCUUUGUUCAUCUUCAGCGAGGAUAAUGUAAUACGGAAAUAUGCCAAAAAGAUCACCGAAUGGCCUCCAUUUGAGUACAUGAUCUUGGCUACUAUUAUAGCAAACUGCAUUGUGCUGGCCUUGGAACAACACCUACCGGCCUCAGACAAAACCCCAAUGUCAGAGCGUUUGGAUGACACAGAACCCUACUUUAUUGGAAUAUUUUGCUUUGAGGCUGGCAUCAAGAUCAUUGCCCUGGGCUUUGCGUUCCACAAAGGCUCCUACCUGCGUAAUGGCUGGAAUGUAAUGGACUUUGUGGUGGUCCUAACAGGGAUCCUGGCCACUGUGGGGGCUGACUUUGAUCUGAGAACAUUGAGGGCGGUGAGAGUGCUGCGACCACUCAAACUUGUCUCCGGGAUUCCAAGUCUUCAGGUGGUUUUAAAGUCCAUCAUGAAAGCUAUGGUACCACUGUUGCAGAUUGGCCUGCUGCUCUUCUUUGCCAUCCUCAUGUUUGCCAUCAUCGGCCUUGACUUCUACAUGGGGAAAUUUCAUCGCACCUGUUUCCGGAUUAACACAAGUGAGCAGACUGCAGAUUUCCCCUGUGGCUAUGAAGCUCCAGCAAGGACCUGUGCCAACGGCACUGUCUGUAGGGAGUAUUGGAUUGGACCCAAUUUUGGCAUUACCAAUUUUGACAACAUCCUCUUCGCUGUUCUCACCGUUUUCCAGUGUAUUACAAUGGAGGGAUGGGUGGAUAUCCUCUACAAUGCCAAUGAUGCCUCAGGGAACAUGUGGAACUGGCUGUACUUCAUCCCUCUCAUCAUCAUCGGCUCUUUCUUCAUGCUCAACCUGGUGCUAGGUGUGCUGUCAGGGGAAUUUGCGAAGGAGAGAGAGCGUGUGGAGAAGAGGCAAGAAUUCUUGAAGCUUCGCCGACAACAGCAAAUAGAGAGAGAGUUAACUGGGUACCUGGAGUGGAUCUGCAAAGCGGAAGAAGUGAUGCUGGCUGAGGAAGACAAGAACGCAGAAGAGAAAUCUUUGGAUGGAGCAUGGUACAAACGAAAACACAACAACUCUGUGCUAAAACGGACCAGGAAGAGUAAGAAUGAUCUCAUCAAUGCAGAGGAAGGGGAGGACCACUUUACUGACAUCUCAUCUGUUGGGUCGCCAUAUGCUCGGGCAAGUGUGAAGAGCAAGAAUGAGAGUUCAUCUUACUUCAGGAGGAAAGAGAAGAGGAUUCGCUUCACCAUCCGGCGUCUGGUUAAAUCCCAGAGCUUCUACUGGACAGUGUUAUGUCUGGUUGGCCUAAAUACACUGUGUGUAGCUAUAGUACACUAUGACCAGCCUGAGUGGCUUACCUAUGCACUAUACCUUGCGGAGUUUGUAUUUUUGGGCCUGUUCCUGGUGGAGAUGUCCAUGAAAAUGUAUGGUCUUGGACCCCAGAACUACUUUCACUCCUCUUUCAACUGUUUUGACUUCGGGGUGAUCAUUGGCAGUAUUUUUGAGGUGGUCUGGGCAGCCAUGAAGCCCGGGGCUUCAUUUGGAAUCAGUGUCCUGCGAGCACUGAGGCUGCUCCGGAUCUUCAAAGUCACCAAGUACUGGAACUCAUUAAGGAACCUUGUGGUAUCCCUACUCAACUCCAUGAAGUCCAUUAUUAGCCUGCUGUUUCUGCUCUUCCUCUUCAUCGUGGUCUUUGCUCUGCUGGGUAUGCAGCUCUUUGGUGGCCAGUUUAAUUUUGAAGACGAAACACCGACAACCAAUUUUGACACAUUCCCAGCAGCCAUUCUCACCGUCUUCCAGAUCCUAACUGGAGAGGACUGGAACGCAGUCAUGUACCAUGGGAUUGAAUCCCAGGGGGGUGUGCAUGGGGGAAUGUUCUCUUCCAUUUAUUUCAUCGUACUUACUCUCUUUGGAAAUUACACCCUCCUCAAUGUGUUCUUGGCCAUUGCUGUUGAUAAUCUUGCAAAUGCCCAGGAGCUCACUAAGGAUGAAGAGGAGCAAGAGGAGGCUAUUAAUAAGAAACUUGCCCUCCAGAAGGCCAAGGAGGUAAAGGAAGUCAGCCCCAUGUCAGCUGCUAACAUUUCCAUCACAGCCCUUCUUUCUCCAAAUACAGGCUUACUUAGUUGCAAUUCCUCUUGCUCGAGUGCCUUCAGUGAUAAGGAGCAGCAGAGGUCAGUGAAGACGAUGUCGGUGUGGGAACAAAGGGCCAGCCAACUGAGAAAACAGAACCACGCAAGCUGUGAGGCGCUGUACAGUGAGCUAACUUCAGAAGAGCGACUGCACAUAGCGUCAGCCCUACACAUGCGGCCAGACAUGAAGACUCACCUUGACCGGCCGUUGGUUGUUGAGCCCCACAGUGGCAGCAGCCAGCACCACCACAAGAAGACUUGCUUGUCAGAGGAGGCUGACACUGCCUCGGACCCACCUCCCCCUGUGCCUCACCAGCCCCGCCAUCAGCACUACCACCGAGACAGAGAACGAAAACAGGAAACUAAUGAUAAUGGGAGACAUCACAUCCAUCACAGCCGCUCCAAAAACCAUGACAGCAGCCGGGACAAACGGGGGAAGAGUGAGAGGUCCCACAGCCGGGAGGGAGGCAGGAAGCACCGCCAUCAGUGUUCAGUGGAUGACAGUGGAGGUUGGGGGAACGUAGGCGAGAGAGAUCACCACCAUCAUCAUUCACACCGGCAGUCCCGAGGUGGCAACGGGACAGUGAGUAGUGGAGGGAGGGGAGAGCGAAGAUCUCGCCACAAAGAUGGACAUUUGUCUAACAGGAAUGGAGAUAGGAAUUCCAGAGGAGGCAGUGGUGCCAGUGGAGAGAGAAGAAGGCAUCGCAUUCACGGAUCCAGGGGACACUCCACAGAAUCUAAUGAUAGAGAGAAGACCCAUAGUCAGAGGUUUGGCGAUUCAGAGGGUGAGUCCUUGGCUAUCACCCCCCAGCAAGGCUCUGGGGGCACUAGCUGGCCUCCUGACCAUAUAGAAGACUCAGAUAACCAGAGGAAUGUCAGACGAACUAGGCAAACCUCCAUCCAGAUUCCUCCUGUGACUAUCACCUCCCCACCUGGAGAGACCACCCUAAUACAAAUGAACAGUAUUGAUUGUGAAACAGUGCCCAUAAAUGAGAAGACCCUGGAGGAUCUAGGCCCAAGUGGGCCUAAACCCAUCCUGCCUUACAGUUCAAUGUUCAUCUUUGGACAGACCAAUCCGGUGAGGCGGUUGUGUCACUAUAUUGUGACUCUGCGUUAUUUUGAGAUGUCCAUCCUGGUUGUCAUUGCGAUGAGCAGUAUUGCUCUGGCAGCAGAGGACCCUGUCUGGACUAAUGCACCCCGCAACAAUGUGCUCAAAUAUCUGGACUAUGCCUUUACUGGUGUUUUCACUUUUGAAAUGGUGAUCAAGAUGGUAGACCUGGGGCUAUUGCUUCAUCCUGGAUCCUACUUCAGAGACCUGUGGAACAUCCUGGACUUCAUAGUGGUCAGUGGGGCACUGGUGGCAUUUGCUUUUUCGGGAACCAAAGGCAAGGACAUCAGCACUAUCAAGUCAUUGAGGGUUCUUCGAGUUCUCAGGCCUCUGAAGACCAUCAAGCGCCUGCCAAAACUCAAGGCGGUGUUUGACUGUGUGGUUAACUCUCUGAAGAAUGUGCUGAACAUCCUCAUUGUUUACAUCCUCUUCAUGUUUAUCUUUGCCGUCAUCGCAGUUCAGCUCUUCAAGGGGAAAUUCUUUUAUUGCACUGAUGAGUCCAAAGGCCUGGAGAAAGACUGCAAAGGACAAUUCCUAGAUUAUGACAAAGAUGAGGUGGCCGCCAUGCCCAGAGAGUGGAAAAAGUAUGAGUUCCAUUAUGACAAUGUGCUGUGGGCUUUUUUGACCCUCUUCACUGUCUCGACCGGGGAGGGCUGGCCAACUGUUCUGAAGCACUCCGUGGAUGCCACCUUUGAAGACCAGGGUCCCAGUCCAGGCUAUCGGAUAGAAAUGUCAAUCUUCUACGUGGUCUACUUUGUCGUUUUCCCCUUCUUCUUUGUCAACAUCUUUGUUGCUCUAAUCAUCAUCACCUUCCAGGAACAAGGAGACAAGGCCUUGUCUGAGUGCAGCCUAGAAAAAAAUGAGAGGGCAUGUAUUGACUUUGCCAUAAACGCCAAACCACUAACACGUUACAUGCCUGAGAACACACAGUCCUUCCAGUACAGGAUGUGGAAGUUUGUGGUAUCAGCUCCGUUUGAGUACUCCAUCAUGAUCAUGAUUGCUCUCAACACCGUGGUACUCAUGAUGAAGUUCUAUGGAGCUCCAGAGUUCUAUGAAGUAAUGCUAAAGAACCUCAACAUAGUGUUCACCACUCUCUUCUCUCUGGAAUGUAUUCUCAAGAUCAUUGCUUUUGGGCCAUUGAACUACCUAAAGGAUGCUUGGAACGUGUUUGACUUUGUGACAGUGUUGGGAAGCAUUACUGACAUCCUGGUGACGGAAAUCAAUACUACGGACAGGCUGCUCAACCUGAGCUUUCUGAGGCUCUUUAGAGCUGCUCGACUCAUAAAGCUGCUGAGGCAGGGAUACACCAUCCGCAUUUUGCUGUGGACCUUUGUUCAGUCUUUUAAGGCCCUGCCUUAUGUUUGUCUACUGAUUGCCAUGCUGUUCUUUAUCUACGCCAUCAUUGGAAUGCAGGUGUUUGGCAACAUUGAGCUGAAUGAGGAUACAGCUAUAAAUCACCACAACAACUUCCGCACAUUCCUUCAGGCUCUCAUGCUACUGUUCAGGAGUGCAACUGGAGAGGCUUGGCAUGAGAUCAUGUUAUCAUGCUUGAGUCACCGUACAUGUGAUGAGCGAUCAGGGACCCACGGAAAAGAGUGUGGCAGCGAUUUUGCCUAUUUCUACUUUGUCUCUUUCAUUUUUCUCUGCUCUUUCCUGAUGCUGAACCUGUUUGUGGCAGUCAUAAUGGAUAACUUUGAGUAUCUGACCAGAGACUCGUCCAUCCUGGGGCCUCAUCACCUCGAUGAGUUUAUCCGGGUUUGGGCUGAGUACGACCCAGCUGCGUGUGGCCGUAUCAAGUACCUCGAUAUGUAUCAGAUGCUGCUCCACAUGUCCCCACCCUUAGGUUUGGGAAAGAAAUGUCCGCCAAGAGUCGCCUACAAGCGCCUCGUCAAAAUGAAUAUGCCUAUUGCUGAUGACAACACAGUUCACUUUACCUCCACUCUGAUGGCACUGAUUCGCACAGCACUGGAGAUCAAGUUGGCGUCAGGAAUGGUAGCCCAGCGAUUAUGUGAUGCAGAGUUAAAAAAGGAAUUGUCCACAGUGUGGCCCAACCUUUCCCAAAAGACCAUGGACCUGUUGGUCACGCCACAUAAACCCAAUGAGCUCACAGUAGGGAAGGUUUAUGCAGCCUUGAUGAUCUUUGACUACUAUAAGCAGAAUCGAGCUAGGAGACUGCAGCAGCAACAGAGCGCUUUGGGCUCCCAGUGCAAGGUCGGGGCUCUAUUUAAGCCAUUGCUGCCUCUGACUCACAUACAGGAGAAAGACCUCCCUAAGAUGUUAAACAGUGUGGAGCCUCCCAGCAUGCUUAGGUACCAGUCUAAAUCCCAUGCCAAGUCUCAGCCACAGACCAGACCUAGCUCCAACUCGCUCAACAAUGGAGGCACUCUGCCAAGUCAAGAUCACACCAUCAAGCCAUCAUCUUCCUGGGUGAUUGAUAAACCCAAAGAAGUGCCAUGGGCUAAGAAUAAGAGAACGAUGUCCCGGGGCCCAUCUGAGGACACUUCAGACACUGCCAUCAAUCAGGAGUCGGUAGAGAUGAAGAAGAUGGAGACCAGUGUGAGCAGUAGAAUUCCAUUCACUGGCUCCGGUCUGGAAAACCAGGGCCGAGCUGCUUCGAUGCCUAGACUCAAUACUGAGCUGCAGCGGAGCCAUUCACGCCACUCUCCAGGGAUUCAUCUAGCUUCUGUCCCUGAUGCCAGCCCUAUGAAGCGCUCAGCCUCAACUGUGACCCCACAGCGGCCCCAAGAGGUCAAUUUAAGAGACUACACCCUGGAAAAACCAAGCCAGGAGAGAACCCACCACCAUCACCGUCGCUGCCACCACCGUAGAGACCGAGACAGAGAGAACAGACAGAGGUCUUUAGAUGCACCUUUGGCAGGUCAACCUCCCGGUUCUGCUGCUGCAGUGGGUGAGCCAGCAUCGGAAACAACAGCCUCCAGAGAGCGAGCCCAUGACCGUGGACGCUCCCAUGAAAGGAAACACCAUCAUUCCUCUGCAGACAAACAGCGCUACUACUCCUGUGACCGCUAUUGCAGCCGGGGACAGUGCCACUCGAAAUCUUCCACCGCCAGCUGUGCUGGCUCUCCAAGUGAAGGGCUGGAAACCAGCAACAAGCAGGGCAGUGGUUGGGUUAAAGGCAGCCCAGUGGCACUGAGCUCCAAUACUAGCACGUCAAGCCGUGGACGUCGACAGCUCCCCAAGAUCCCCCACACCCCGCGACCCGGGGUGGCUUACAAGACUGCCAAUUCCUCUCCUGUGCAUUUUGUGUCCAGCCAGACCUCUCUGAGUCCCAGCCGGCUAAGCCGUGGCCUCUCAGAGCACAAUGGCCUCCGUUACAGCGGCUCUCACCACUUCCCCUGCCCCGUCACUCGUAUCAGCUCAGAGCCCUUCCUGGGCCAGGGCAAGGCUCUGGGUAGCCUCUAUGGCAGCCUCCGGGACCAGCUGCAAGUCUUCCAGGAUAUGGCGGCGCUGUCUCCCAGCCCCUGUGCUGGACACUCCUCUUGGAACGCACUGCCUCACAUGAUGGGAGCCUUGUCUCCUGCUCAACAACAGAACAUUGGUAUGCCCAAUGGGUACCACAUCAGCUUUGGGGGUAGCACCAGCCCAGGCUCUGGCAUCAGGCCACCCAGGUGUUACCAGGAGGCAGUAAAGGAUGAAUGGUGCUAGCAUGGCUUUAAACAAACCUUUUUAAUGCAUUUUUGAGGAAUUGUGAUGAGUUUUAUCAUCUUCUUUGAAGGCUUUAGUUUACAGCAUCACUGUGUGUGUUUUAAUGCUUUAUUGUAAUCCUAACUUGGAGAUCUUAAGUUAUGGAGAACAUCUGAGGAGAAUGCUUUAAGGGGGUAAUAUUUGAAUGUGAAUAGAAAAGUAUCCUCUUUAUCAAAGCACUUGUAGCAGAAAGGCAGACUUUUUGUCAAUAUCAAAUGUCUUACAGUGUCUGUUUUUGAUUUGCUACUGACACCACCAUACUGAUCCUGAAGCAA
Messenger RNA from Pundamilia nyererei, 7937 nucleotides. It is a transcript of the gene cacna1ba, whose product is annotated as calcium channel, voltage-dependent, N type, alpha 1B subunit, a. The coding region runs from base 454 to 7623 and encodes 2389 amino acids. Gene Ontology annotation, biological process: chemical synaptic transmission; calcium ion import across plasma membrane. Gene Ontology annotation, molecular function: high voltage-gated calcium channel activity. The record is from RefSeq and is a predicted model, not a curated record. Gene Ontology annotation, cellular component: neuronal cell body; voltage-gated calcium channel complex; membrane. The transcript has 51 exons. NCBI's taxonomy places the organism in Eukaryota, Metazoa, Chordata, Actinopteri, Cichliformes, Cichlidae.